Fibroporia radiculosa is the source of this 1287-nucleotide messenger RNA. RefSeq lists its product as uncharacterized. Gene Ontology annotation, cellular component: fungal-type vacuole membrane. Bases 1 to 1287 code for a protein of 428 amino acids. The record is from RefSeq and is a predicted model, not a curated record. NCBI's taxonomy places the organism in Eukaryota, Fungi, Basidiomycota, Agaricomycetes, Polyporales, Fibroporiaceae. Gene Ontology annotation, molecular function: transmembrane transporter activity. Gene Ontology annotation, biological process: transmembrane transport. The transcript has 11 exons.
AUGUCUAUAAUCAAAGUCGACUCCGCCGGAAGGGACGACUCGCCCUCUCUGCUCAUUGAACUCCAGCCUGCUCCGACGCAGACCGUUAACAUCCCUGAUGGCGGCCUGCAAGCCUGGCUUUCCGUCCUCGGGGGAGUACUCGUCGUAGCGUCGACCUUUGGAUACUCAAACUCUUUCGGAGUGUUCCAAGACUACUAUGUCCUCUCAGGCUCCUCGAGCGCGUCAAACAUUAGUUGGAUAGGUUCCGUCCAGCUAUUCUUUACAUUCGCUAUGGGUCUUCCGGCAGGCAAGCUCUUCGAUCUCGGCUCCUUCCACUACACAUCCAUCGGCGGGAGCCUGCUCUACGUCUUCUCGCUCUUUAUGCUAUCACUCGCGGACCCUAGCAAAUAUUAUCAGCUCAUCCUCUCGCAGGGGAUCGGUAUGGGCAUCGGGGCGGGGCUGCUUUUGGUGCCAGCCGUUUCCGUUCAAGCCCAUCACUGGAAAAAGUGGCGUUCCCUCGCGAUGGGCACCGUGGUGACUGGGUCGGGCUUUGGUGGGGUGUUCUACCCGAUCAUGUUAAAUCGCCUCAUCCACGGGCACGUCGGGUUUGCGUGGGGCGUGCGCAUCACUGGAUUCCUCACACUUGGGCUACUCGUCGCGGCGAACUGCAUUAUGCGCACGCGUCUCCCCAACGCGCGGCAACGCGCGCCAGGUCUGAAGCCGGACGUGAAGGCGAUCAUGAGCGACUGGCCAUACAUAUUGCUUCUGAUUGCGGGGUUCCUUGGGCUGUGGGGACUGUUCUAUCCGUAUUUCUACCUGCAGCUGUGGGUAAACCUACACGGACUCUCUCCAAAUCUGGCGUUCUAUACGAUCGCCAUCUUGAAUGCGUCUUCGAUCCCGGGGCGCAUCAUCCUGAACUUACUGGCCGACCGCUUUGGGCCGCUGAACGUGCUCCCACUGGUGCUACUCACAACAGGCUCGUUGAUCUUCGUCAUGUUCGGCGCCACGAACGUCGCCGGCGUGAUCAUCUUUUCCAUCCUAUAUGGCUUCUUCUCCGGCGCAUCGACCGCGCUCUACCCGCCCACCGCGGGCAGGUUCGCGAAGGGCGAACAUGAAAUUGGCCUCCGGCUAGGCGUGAUGUACUUUGCAUGCUCGUUCGGGAUUCUGACCGGAACGCCGAUCGUCGGCGCGCUGUACGACUCGGACCACGAGUGGUAUAAACCCACCGUCUUUAGCGCGGUUGUGCUCAUAGCAGGAGGAGUGCUGGUGCUGAGGACACGGCAUCUAGUAUUGAACGUGCGCCGCUGA